AUGAUUGAUGAGUCUCUACCAUCAGCCUCUUCACAUCACCUAGUAGAAGCUUUAUGCUUCCUACCUAACCUGACUCACCUGACACUAACAGUUAUUCGCCAGGAGUUCUUUUCUCAUCUGAACGAGAAGGCUUCAACCUUGAAGGUCCAUACUCUUGAGAUUUGGAAUGAUAAGCCUCUAUCAUCAGCCUCUUCACAUCACCUAGUAGAAGCUUUAUGCUCCCUACCUAACCUUACUAACCUGAUACUGAGCAGAGUUUAUGACCAGGAGGAGUUCUGUUCUUAUCUGAAUGAGAAGGCUUCAACCUUGAAGGUCCAUACUCUUCAGAUUGAGAGUUAUAAGCCUCUAUCAUCAGCCUCUUCACAUCACCUAGUAGAAGCUUUAUGCUCCCUACCUAAUCUGACUAACCUGAUACUGAGAGGAGUUUGGGACAAGGAGGAGUUCUGUUCUCUUCUGAAUGAGAAGGCUUCAACCUUGAAGGUCCAUACUCUUGUGAUUAGGAAUGAUAAGCCUCUAUCAUCAGCCUCUUCACAUCACCUAGUUGAAGCUUUAUGCUUCCUACCUAACCUGACUGACCUGAUACUGAGAGGAGUUUAUGACCAGGAGUUCUGUUCUCAUCUGAGUGAGAAGGCUUCAACCUUGAAGGUCCAUACUCUUCAGAUUGAGAGUUAUAAGCCUCUAUCAUCAGCCUCUUCACAUCACCUAGUAGAAGCUUUAUGCUCCCUACCUAAUCUGACUAACCUGAUACUGAGAGGAGUUUGGGACAAGGAGGAGUUAUGUUCUCUUCUGAAUGAGAAGGCUUCAACCUUGAAGGUCCAUACUCUUGAGAUUUGGAAUUACGAGCCUCUAUCAUCAGCCUCUUCACAUCACCUAGUAGAAGCUUUAUGCUCCCUACCUAACCUGACUAACCUGACACUGAGAGGAGUUUGUGACAAGGAGGAGUUCUGUUCUCAUCUGAAUGAGAAGGCUUCAACCUUGAAGGUCCAUACUCUUCAGAUUGAGAAUUAUAAGCCUCUAUCAUCAGCCUCUUCACAUCACCUAGUAGAAGCUUUAUGCUUCCUACCUAACCUGACUAACCUGAUACUGAGAGGAGUUUAUGACCAGGAGUUAUGUUCUCAUCUGAGUGAGAAGGCUUCAACCUUGAAGGUCCAUACUCUUCAGAUUGAGAGUUAUGCGCCUCUAUCAUCAGCCUCUUCACAUCACCUAGUAGAAGCUUUAUGCUCCCUACCUAACCUGACUAACCUGAUACUGAGAGGAGUUUAUGACCAGGAGUUCUGUUCUCAUCUGAAUGAGAAGGCUUCAACCUUGAAGGUCCAUACUCUUCAGAUUUGGAAUGAUAAGCCUCUAUCAUCAGCCUCUUCACAUCACCUAGUAGAAGCUUUAUGCUCCCUACCUAACCUGACUAACCUGAUACUAGAUGGAGUUUGUGACGAGGAGGUGUUCUGUUCUCAUCUGAAUGAGAAGGCUUCAACCUUGAAGGUCCAUACUCUUCAGAUUUGGGAUGAUGAGUCUCUAUCAUCAGCCUCUUCACAUCACCUAGUAGAAGCUUUAUGCUUCCUACCUAACCUGACUAACCUGAUACUGAGAGGAGUUUGUUACCAGGAGUUCUGUUCUCAAUUGAAUGAGAAGGCUUCAACCUUGAAGGGUUCUUUCCCUCAGAUCAGUGAAGGAAAUUUCAUGUUCAAUGGAAAGCCUCAGAAGGAUCUUCAUUCAUUCCAACAAGCACUCAGAGAGUACAUAUAUGUAUGGUAGGUGAAUUAUUAAACUUAUUAAGGUAAUUGUACCUAAAUGGUCAUGAAAUGGCUUUUGUAGAAAUAUGCUCCAGGCAUACGAUAAUUGUACCUAAACUGGUCAUGUAAAUGAAAUAACUAUUUACAGUACUAAUUCAUAAUUAUGAGGAACAUAAUGAUUGUACUUAAACUGAUCGCGUCGUGGUCUAGUGGUUCUGACUCUCGCCUUUCAAACAGGGUCGUGGGUUCGAAUCCUAGCCAUGGCGUGUUUUCCUUCAGCAAGAAAUUUAUCCACACUGUGCUGCACUCAACCCAGGUGAGGUAAAUGGGUACUGGCAGGAAGUAAUUCAUCAAAAAGCUGUGUGCAUCACAAUCGGUAGACUAGCUUAGCCGGGGUAAUAUAGGAGUGCCUUGAGCACCUAGCAAGGUGGAUACAUGCGUUAUACAAAUCCUAUGUUAUUUUUAUUUUAUCAUGAAUCUGCUUCAUCCAAUAGUAAUUAAUUUAUAUAAGGUAUACAAUAUGUACUUGAAAAGGUCUUGAACAGCUUUUUUACAAUACUAAAUUCAUUUGAGGAAUGCAAUAGUUGUACCUAAAUUGUUCAUAAAUUUUUUUUUAAAGAUACUAGUUUAAAUGUACAAGGAAUACAAUAGUUGUAUUUAAAUUGAUCAUAAAACAGCUUUUUGUGCAAUACUAAUUUAUAUGUAUUAGUCAGGGGCCUUAUAGGCCCAUAAUUUGUAGUUUUGGGGACAGAGUUUACAAAAGCACCAAACUUUCCCUAUGUCACUAUUACGUCAAUAGCUUCAUUUUUCCCCACAUAACAUGGUGUUGAAAAUUGCAUCUUCAUGCAAAGAUAUGCUAAUUUAUGUAAAUUAGCAGUAAUUUAUGCAUGAAGCCAUAUGCCAAUAGAAAUUAAUUAAUAAAAGUUAAUAAAAAGAUACCAAACUAUAGAAAAGUCUCUAUCAGGUCAAUAGCUUUAAUGUUUCCCACAGAACAAAUUGAAAAUUUUGUUUUCAUGCAAAAGUAUGUUAAUUUAUGUAAAUUAGCAGUUAAUUUAUGCAUGAAUAGUAAAAAUUAGUAUAAAGGAGUAAAAAGAAACCAAACUUAAAGAAAAUCUCUUUCAGAUCGAUAGCUUUAAUUUUCCCUAUCAAACGUGCUAUUGAAAAUCCCGUCUUCAUGCAAAAUAUGCUAAUUUAUGUAAAUUAGCAAUUAUUUAAAAACUUAUGCUAUUUUGCUAAUUAUUUCUGCUAAUGGAAAUAAUUCUGUAUAAAUAGUAAGUGCUGCUUAUUGAAGCAAAUUUGAUGCAAAUUUAUCUUAAGAGAAACAGAGCCCUCUUUGAACGGGUGUCCAUUUUAAAUCCUGUCCCCCAUUCUCACUCCCUACACACUGGCGUAAAUCCAGUCGGAGCAAGGGGGGGUGAGCAAUAUAUUGACAGGAAAAUUCAAAACUUUGGAGACACCCCAUGUAUACGGAGAUAUAUAGCCAUGUACUAUCUGUCAGUUAAAGUCUGAUUUUCUCAAUAGCUAUAAAGUAUAUAUGGAUCACAGUUAAGCAAAUUUUCAGUCGUUUGGGAAACAAAAUGGUGUCCAAAAAUCUCUUUCAAGUUGUGUAAUAAUCACAUCAUGGGCAAUGUAUACGUAGGCAUAUUCUAUAAAUCUGUACAUUAUUACUAUCUCCUUUCGGCUAGAGACCUAUCCUAUAUUGUAAUUAAUUUGUUGGGAUGUAAAGUAAUGAUUUUCAGUAAAUAUAAAAAUCUGCAGCUUCACCGUGAGGAGGGAUUGUAAACCAAGAUAUAAUUCAAGCAGCAAGCAAUGAGUCUGAUCGAGACUAUACUUCAACCAGGGUUACAUGAGAAUCAAAUUCUCCCUCAUCAAUUUGGACUGAUUCUUCCCGAAUAUGGCCUGAUUCGGAUGAAUUCGGUGGAUGCGCAACCUAUUCGUCUCUGAUUCGGGUUGCUCACUGAAUUAGAGACGAUUAGGUCUAGAACAAGUCCCGUAUCAGAGCAGAAUCCCCAAGAAUUUACCCGAAUCAAUAUUGACUGUCCCGCAUAAAGCUGUAUGCAACCCCAACAGUUACAAUUCGAGCUGAAUUUAGCCCAAAUCCUCUGAUUAUCGCCAAAUGACGACCUGAAUAAUGACCCGAAUCUUAACGAUUAUGCCCGAAUUCGCCAAGUACGCCACCAAAUUUCCAGAAAAUACGCCAGAUUCUUUCGAAAUGGGCUAUAAUUUACCGAUUCAACAGCUAUUCGGAUGCCAUUUUUCUAUUUUCUGGCCAAUUCGUCUCACUCGUCUAUAUUCUUUUUUGUAUUCGAGUAAUGAUUCGUACGAUAUGGGAAGGCAAGAGUCGGACCUUUACUCUACGACUGAUACCAAUAGGUCUUCCCAGAAUACCCCAAAUGCCUCCCAAAAUCCAACCAAAUUCCCUUGGAAUACAUCCCGAAUGUGGCCCGAAUGGAAUUUGUCGUAGCCACAUUCGGGAGUAUUUUGGAGGUAUUUGGCUGGUUUUGAACAUUUUCAUAACGUGCCGAAUUCCUCCAAGAAUGUUCCCUAAUCCCUCCUGAAUAUUCCUGCAUUCGGGAGGGUAGAACAGAGUGCUCGAGAAUUCAUCCUUAUGUGUAUUCGGAUGGAUUUGCAGCUGAUUUGGUUCCGGUGUAACCCAUGUUUUAAGUAGGAAAUCCGUUUCUAGACGACAAACCAGAAUAGGAUGCAGCUGUGGUAAACACUCUGCAAAGCAUUCUGAUGAUAACCAAAGUACAGUCUCUAGAAUACAUCACGUCAGUCCUGGUUUAAGCUAGGUUUACACCAAAACCAAAUUCUCCCAAAUAAAUUCGGACUGAUUCUGCCCGAUUAUGGCCUGAUUCAGAUGGAUUAGAGGAGUUCCCCCAAAUAGAGAAGAAUGGGUCCGGAAUAUGUCCAGAUUCAGCGCAGAAUCGCCAAGAAUUGACCAAAUCAAUUUUGGUCAUCCCCAAAAAACAGAAUGCCAACACGAAUAGUGGCAAGAAUCGACCCAAGCAUGUCCAAAAUCCACCCAAAAUAAUAUGACCCGAUAUCUCUGAUUACAGCCGAACGAUGGCCUGAAUGUGGACCCGAAUCAGAACAAAUGCACCGAGCUCGGAUGGUUCGGGACAGUUGUGCCCAGAAUGAUACAAAUAGGUCCGAAACUGCCCAGAAAACUCCAAAUGCCUCCCCUAAUCAAACCGAAUGUCGCCCGAUUACAUCCCAAAUGUGGCCCGAAUGAAAUUUGUUGUGGUCACAUUCGGGAAUAUUCUGGAGGGUAUUCGGCUGGUUUUGAACAUUUCAAAAUGAGCUGAAUUUCUCAGCGAAUGUUCCCGAAUUUUCUCGCAUUUACGAAGGCAAUACAGAAUAUUCCUGAAACCACCCGAAUACGUGUAUAUGGAUGGAUUCGCAGCUGAUUCAGUUCCGUUCUAACCCUAGUUUUAUGCAAGGGUUACACCAAAACCAAAUUCUCCCAAACAAAUUCGGACCACUUCUGCCCAAAAUGGACUGGAUUCGGUACUUAUUCGUCUCCGAUACGGGGAGCUCCUGGAAUCAAUUCGGAAGGAUCCGGUUCUAUUCUGUUCUCCCUCCCCAUAUACAAGAACACUCGUGGAGAGAUUCUGCUUGUCUUGAAAUGUUCAAAACGAAUAUCCUCCAAAAUUUGGCCACGACAAAUUUUAUUCGAGCCACAUUCGGGAUGUAUUCGGAUGAUGGAAUUCGGUUGAAUUUGGAGAGGCAUUUGGACAAUUAUUUUGGGAAGUCAAUAGCUCUGAUUCGGGACCUGUUCCAGACCGAUUCGACUCUGAUUUGGUCUGAAAUUGAUUGGGAGAAUUCAGUUUUGGUGUUACCCUAGUUUUAGUGAUAGAGAUCAAUUCAUAAGCCAAUUAAGAAAUAUCACUAAAAUUAUUCAGGUCACCGUCAACCUAGGGACGACAGAAAAAGAAGGAUCAGGUCUCUUUGCUCAAAUCUGAUGUGUCCCUGUUCUAAAAAAAUGUACAUAGUUGUCAGAGGGGCAGACAUGGACAGCUUUUUCUGACAUGAGAACCAUCCAUAUACCCUCCUCUUUCUGACAGGGGAAAACUCUACUUGGGAAAGAAAUCUGACCUCUUGAAUUGCUUUGAAAAAAAGAUGAAAUACUAGUUUAUCUUUUCCAUAUGAUUUAGGUUUUUUAAUUGUGAAAGGGGUAUACACAGGAUUUAUAAUUUGCAUAAAUUUGCAUUUUAAACAUGAUACCCUCCUCUGGUCUCAUGGAAAGUCACCAUAAUGAAUGAAUUGUGUAACAGUGCCUCAUAUGCAUAGUGUUGUGCUCGUCCCUUGGUUUAAAACCUCGAUAUAUGAUAGUUGAUGUGUUUAACACAUACAUGUAUUUGCAGAAAUUGUGCAUAAAUUUGCAUUAAUUAACAUUGAAAAUUGAUUCCUUUUCGGGAACUGUACAGAAAUCAAUCUAGAUUUGAUGCCCCAUCAUAAUAAAUCCCAAAUACCCCCCCCC
Molecule: messenger RNA, 6213 nt
Organism: Lytechinus pictus (painted urchin)
Lineage: Eukaryota; Metazoa; Echinodermata; Echinoidea; Temnopleuroida; Toxopneustidae
Exons: 11
Coding region: 1-1752 (583 amino acids)
Source: RefSeq, a predicted model, not a curated record